Molecule: messenger RNA, 834 nt
Organism: Aspergillus eucalypticola CBS 122712
Lineage: Eukaryota; Fungi; Ascomycota; Eurotiomycetes; Eurotiales; Aspergillaceae
Exons: 2
Coding region: 1-834 (277 amino acids)
Source: RefSeq, a predicted model, not a curated record
AUGGCGAAACAUGUGCCUGAGGAUGGCCAUGUCAAUAUUCGCAGCCUGAAAGAUGUCGAACAUGUGGUUCGAUUUGAUUUCGAAAAUUUAGACAAUGCAGAGGCUAACCUGGCAAUGGUUCCUCCUAUCUUGUUUAAGCCAAUGGAUUUGGCGGAUUUGGAGAAACAUCCAGUCGAUCUGAAGCUGGCACGAGAAUUCGUUGAUAUCGAUCAGGACGAUAGCAAUAGGGACUUCCCAAUUGAACAGAUAGAUCGUGUACGUCAAGUCUCUACUUUUAUCGAAGACCGCACUACUCGCGAGGCCCGGUCUCAGCAGAACCUCAGUUUUGUCCGAGCACCAGGAAGCACGUUUUGGCUUGAGGCCAUUUUGGCCUAUAACUAUAGCAACAAUGGUUGGUGGAAGACCAAGUGUCUGGUAGAGCCACUCCCCAAAGAUGGCAAAUCAUAUCCACACCUAGCCUUUCACCUUCUUGAUGAGAAGGAAGCUCGGGAAGACGCCAUUCUGUACUCAGAGCUGUGCGCGAUUGUCGAGGCGAUGAAAGGCCGUGCGAAUCAACGACUGGUGGAUUCUGAAAGCGUCCGGGAGGACCUUGACGAGUGUGACGGUAGAGGCAAAGAAGUCCACCCAUAUCUCUUUGGCAAUGAAGAGCAUUUUCCUGUGCUUAUGGUGUCAUGCGUCCUACCUCAACAUGCUAGACUCUUCAUGGCAUGUAUGAGCCAGCGGAAGCUAGUAAUCCGACAAUCCAAGCUGUACAGCUUUGAAUGGAAGGACGAGGCACCGGUGGACUUGUUUGCUCGCGUGUAUUCAAGCAAGCCUUUGGUACCACGGAUCUAG